AUGAAUUCCGAAUGGUCGGUGACGAAAAGCGUGAUUUGCGUAGAAAAUUUCUUAGCAGAAAAAAAGAAUUUAGAAAUGACAAUUAUAGAGUAAAAUUAAUUGAAAAUUUGACAGAUGGCAUUUACAUAGAUGAUAUAAUGCACACAGAGUAUGUAAAACGACAGCCUCUUUACGAGGAAAGCAAGAAGUAUGAAAGCGUUUUCAGAAAUCUUCUUUCAAUGAAAGGCGUUAAAUAUAUAUUUAAAAGAGAUUUCUUUUGGCGUACGUGGAGGUAUCUUAAAAACGAUAAAAACGCGUCAGUGAUAUAUUAUAAAAGUGUCGGUAAUUUUAAUGUUUCGUGCCCAAAAUGCCAGUACAGCGCUUAUUGGAUUAAACCGGACUUAAUUAUGUUUAAGAUGAUUAACUCUAGCAAUCAUAUAUUUUUCUCUCGAAUAAUGAAACCCGCUAACAAGAAUUAUGUAUGCGUCAAUGAUUGUGGUCUGUGGGACCCAAACACAAAAAAGGUAUUGAAAAAGGAAAGCAAAGUUGUUUUAAAUCUAAUGAACCACAGACAAAAGAAUAAAAGAGAGUAUAAAUUAAACACGCCCACUAUGUAUCAAGAAGGUUUUGAACCAAACGGCCUUCAUUAUAAAAUGCUAGUAAAACCGGCUGGAAAUUUAGCGACUGCCAAAUCUAUCUCGAGUUGUAAAAAAAUAAAAGAUUUGUAUGCGGAGAAGGAAUAUCAAUACUUUGAUUACUGA
This is a messenger RNA of Leptidea sinapis, 740 nucleotides long. RefSeq lists its product as uncharacterized. The record is from RefSeq and is a predicted model, not a curated record. Lineage: Eukaryota; Metazoa; Arthropoda; Insecta; Lepidoptera; Pieridae. The transcript is spliced from 2 exons. The coding region runs from base 12 to 740 and encodes 242 amino acids.